AUGGGGCUGGUCUCAUGGCUGGGCCGGAGGGGCCAGAGCCCAGCGCCACGGUCCCGGCAGACACACCAGCCACAGGAGCCGAGCAGGGCGUGGGAAGUGGCCCGCAGUGCCGGUGGCUUCAUGCUGGGCAUAGCCCUGGCCAGCCUGUACGGGGCUCUGGUGCUGCUGGCGCAGGGCCACAACAUCUGGUACUGCCUGAUCACCACCAUCGGCCUGGGCGCCGUGCUGGGGCUGGGCAUGGCCUUCUCCGCCAAGGCGCGGGUCACGGUGCUGCUCUCGCUGCCCCAGAUCUUCACCAAGGAGGGGAAAAUGCUGAUGCUGCUGCUGGCAUUGACCAUGGCCGUGCAGGGCCCCUGCGCCAACAUCCUGCACAACUUCUCCCGUGCCGCCGAGUCACUGUCGUGCGGGGCCGAGCUCGCCCUCAACCAGACGGCCGAGCGGCUGCAGCGUGCCCAGGAGCCGCUGAUCAACUUGCUGUCCAAGAUCAAGGAGAUCGCGCAGGAAGCCAAGGCGGUGGGUGACCGCGUCCGCAAGUUCUUCCGCUCCAUCAUGGAUGCCGUCAGCCACGUCGCCCGAGCCCUGCGCAACGUGUGGCUGUGGCUGGCAAACAUCGGCCAGGUGUGCAACGAGGAGCUGGGCUCACCCUUCCACCGCUGCCUGCGCCUCUUCGAUGAGGCCAAGGACAACUGCGAGCACGCCAUCCCCUUCCUCUUCUUCCUCUGCUACAUCAUCACCGCUUUCAAGCCUCUCUGUGGGCUGGCCAACAUUGCCCUCCUCUUCUGCAUCAUCCCACAGUACAUCCAGAACUUCAUCAAGACCAACAUCGCCGCCCCCCUCAACAACGCUCUGGACCGCGUCCGCCGGGAGUUUGAGUUCAACAUCUCAGCCGUGCACCACUUUGACAUCAGCUUCAACGCCAGCAAGAGCCUUGGAGAGGUGGCCCUGGACAUCAUGGAGGGCGUGAGCCAGAGCCUGGAGCCCACUCGCCGGGUCCUGGGGCUCUUCCUGAACGUCUCCUUCCUCGCCAUCCUCUACAUGUACUUCAAGGCGCUGCGGUACCGCCACCGGUACCUGCGGGACGAGACCUUCGAUAACAUCUACAUCACGCGGCGCUUCAGGGAGCUGGACCAGCUGCGGGCAGAGCAGGGCAAACCCACCGUGCUGCCCCUGACAGCGCGGGAGUGCGGCCGCUACAUCUCCCCAGCCGGGCUGUGGCUGUCGCGACAGGAGCAUCGCCGGUACGGGCUGCAGCUCGUGGGGUUCCUGCGCCACAUGCUGCUGGGCUUCUGCAUUAUCCUGGCUGACUACAGCCUCUUCUGGCUGCUCGACCUCAUCCGGCACCAGCUGCGGGGAGAGAUCGUUGCCAGGGCGCCGGCGGUGGUGGGUGUCAGCGUCAACGGGUCGGGCUACACCAGUGAGAUCUACCGGGACAUGGUGUCUGCCUUCGGCGUGCUGCAGCAGGGCAACGUCUCGGUGGUGUCCCAGCGCUGCCUCAUCCAGCCUGUGGAACCCGACUACACCACAUACGUCUUCAUGGGAAUCCUGUACGGCAUCUGCCUCUUCAUCUCCGUCUUCGGCAACUACGUGGCACGGCUGCGCCGGCUGGUGUGUGCCACCUAUUACCCGAGCCGUGAGCAGGAGCGCACAGCAUUCCUGCACAGCACCAUCCUGGCACAGGGGCAGGGCUGGCACGAGCCCUGUUCCAAGCCGCCACGCUGCGCACGGCCGACGCCGGGAAAGGCAACCUGUUCCUCGUCCUCACCGCCAGGUAAGCCCCCCCGGGGGAUGCAUCCAUGGGCUUGGAGCCAUCCCGGGCACACAAGCACCUUGCUGGGCACUGCAGAAGGGCAGUGCCAACCCCGGCAAGGGCAGAGCAGGCAGCAGCGGCUCUCUGCCUGCAGGGUGCCCUGCUUUGCCCGCCUGGCUCGGCUCUUUGGCAUCCAGCAGAAGCGCUGCUUGGCCUGCGGGGUGACAAAGCAGCCCGACUUCAUCACCUGCAUCACGAACGGAUGCAAAGGGCUGUACUGCAGAGACUGCCACCAAACCCUGAACAACAUCUGUACCAUCUGCAUGGGCCCCCUGACCUACCCGGACACUGGGGACAAGGAGAUAGACUCCAGCGACGAGGAGACGGUGGGGCUGUGGCUGGGCGCUGUGCGGGCGCGGCGGGGCCAGGAGCAGGGGCGGCUGCUGCGGCAGCGCAUCGGGGAGCUGGAGAAGGGCUUGGGGGGCUGCCGGCGGCUGCCCCCCCACUUGGCAGCCCGGCUGCGAGCCCAGCUGAAGGAGGAGGCGAGCGGGGAGAGCGACGGGGGCAGCAGCGGGGUGGAAAGCGAGAGCAGCUCCGUCUCCAGCCUGGACUUUGGCUACCAGGAGCGGCGUGAGAGCAGCGGCAGCGAGCUGGAGCAGGUGGUGGCCCUGCGGCCGCCCCGCAGCAGGGACAGGGCUCGGUGACGCCCGCACGGUGCCACGCGGCGGCGAGGACGCGGAGCCAAGCUCCGGGACGU
Molecule: messenger RNA, 2504 nt
Organism: Strigops habroptila (Kakapo)
Lineage: Eukaryota; Metazoa; Chordata; Aves; Psittaciformes; Psittacidae
Gene: DCST2
Product: DC-STAMP domain containing 2
Cellular component (GO): membrane
Source: RefSeq, a predicted model, not a curated record